This is a messenger RNA of Aegilops tauschii subsp. strangulata, 1784 nucleotides long. Its product is annotated as tryptophan decarboxylase 1-like. The record is from RefSeq and is a predicted model, not a curated record. Gene Ontology annotation, cellular component: cytoplasm. NCBI's taxonomy places the organism in Eukaryota, Viridiplantae, Streptophyta, Magnoliopsida, Poales, Poaceae. Gene Ontology annotation, molecular function: pyridoxal phosphate binding; carboxy-lyase activity. Gene Ontology annotation, biological process: carboxylic acid metabolic process; amino acid metabolic process.
CAACUUAAUUUGAUCCCUCCCUGAGAUGGACCCCGCGGCCUCCGCUUCCCCUUCGUUCCACGCCUGCGUCCAAGGCAGCAGCUUCCAGCCGCUCAACCCAGAAGACGUGCGCGCAUACCUCUACAAGGCUGCCGACUUCAUCACGGAUUACUACACCAGCGUCGAGUCCAUGCCGGUUCUCCCCGACGUGAAACCCGGCUACCUACGGGACGAGCUGAGGGCAUCCCCGCCAGAACACUCGGCUCCCUUCGACGUCACCAUGAAGGAGCUGAGGACAUCCGUCGUCCCCGGGAUGACGCACUGGGCUAGCCCCAGUUUCUUCGCGUUUUUCCCGUCCACCAACAGCGCCGCAGCCAUCGCGGGGGAGCUGAUCGCUUCGGCCAUGAACACCGUAGGGUUCACGUGGCAGGCAGCUCCCGCAGCCACCGAGAUGGAGGUGCUCGUGCUCGACUGGCUCGCCCAGCUCCUGCGCCUGCCAACCAGCUUCAUGAACUGCACCAGUGUGGGGCGUGGCACCGGCGGCGGUGUCAUCCUCGGGACCACUAGCGAAGCCAUGCUCGUCACGCUUGUUGCUGCGCGUGACGCGGCGCUGCGUCGGAUUGCCUCCAAUGGCAUGUCCUACAUCACAAGGCUCACGGUGUACGCUACCGACCAGACACACUCCACAUUCUUCAAGGCAUGCCGCCUUGCCGGCUUCGACCCUGCCAACCUCCGAUCCAUUCCCACCGGGCCGGAGACGGACUACGGGCUCGACCCGGCGAAGUUGCUCGAGGUCAUGCAGCUUGACUUCGAUGCUGGUCUCGUGCCAACGUACAUCUGUGCCACUGUUGGCACCACAUCAUCCAACGCCGUGGACCCAGUGAGCGCAGUGGCCGCUGUCGCGGCCAUGUUUAAUGCACGGGUCCAUGUCGAUGCUGCCUAUGCUGGCAGCGCAUGUAUCUGUCCGGAGUUUCGGCACCACAUCGACGGUGUUGAGCGCGUGGACUCCAUCAGCAUGAGCCCGCACAAGUGGCUGCUCACCUGCCUUGACUGCACAUGCUUGUGGGUGCGCGACACGAACCACCUCACUGACGCACUGGAGACGAACCCGGAAUACCUCAAGAAUGACGCUACUGAGUCUGGCGAGGUCAUUGAUCUCAAGGAUAUGCAAGUUGGGGUGGGCCGCCGCUUCCGAGGGCUCAAGCUUUGGAUGGUGAUGCGCACCUAUGGCACCGCCCAGCUUCAACGGCACAUCCGAAGCGAUGUCGCGAUGGCCAAGGCGUUUGAGGACCUUGUACGUGCCGAUGGCCGGUUUGAGAUUGUAGUGCCGAGGAACUUCGCCCUCGUAUGCUUCAGGAUCAGAGCAAGAGGAGCCAUGACGGAGGAAGCCACCGAUGAGGUGAACCGUGUGCUGAUUAACCGGCUCAACAUGUCCGGGAAGGUCUACCUGGCGCACACCUUGGUUGGCAACAGAUUCGUUCUACGGUUCGCGGUGGGCUCGUCGCUGCAGGAGGAUCGGCACGUGAGAAGCGCCUGGGAGCUCAUAAAGAAAACAACCGCAGAGAUCAUCGAUGGGGAGGAGAUCGUGCAAUAAGAGCAUUGGUCAAUUACUGUGUUUGACUAAUUAUUAUUGUUUGUGUGGAGUAAUAAAAUCCUUGCAAUGGCGGUGCAUGAUCCGCGCAGUCGUUGGUGGCACGAUGUACCGGUUACUGCCUUUAUGCAUGUGCUGCGAAUCUCAGUUUGUAUUAUUUAUUUAAGAGAGAUGACUAAAUUAGUGUUGAUAGUAAUUUAUGUCAAGAAUGUAA